Messenger RNA from Rhopilema esculentum, 1846 nucleotides. Its product is annotated as phospholipase B1, membrane-associated. The record is from RefSeq and is a predicted model, not a curated record. Gene Ontology annotation, molecular function: glycerophospholipase activity. NCBI's taxonomy places the organism in Eukaryota, Metazoa, Cnidaria, Scyphozoa, Rhizostomeae, Rhizostomatidae. Gene Ontology annotation, biological process: phospholipid metabolic process.
AGACCGAAUGACCCAACCGUGCUCAUUCAAACUGUGUUCUUUGGCUUGAAGCUACUGGAUGUGACCUGGGUCCAAGUUUUUCUGCUUAAAUUGGGAAAAUCGCUUCAGAUAGCAGGGAGGUCUUCCAGAGCAAGAUGAAUGAUUUAUACCAGUUAAUUUUGUACUACUCUUUGCUGUUCGUACCUGUUCUAGGAUGGAAAAGCUCUGCAUUUUUGCCAAGGAGUGUGAGAAAUCAGAAGAAGCCGAUUGAUGAUAACUUUUACAAGUUUUGGAGGCGUUCAGUUCUUGAUGGGCUCAUAAAAUAUGACUACGACACCUGGUUUGCACGGUUUUUGGAAUUUCCUCCUUCACUCGAAGCAACUGUGGGCACAGAAUUCAAUUGUCCAGCAAUUCAAUCUCACCGUCAACCAUCAAGCGUACAUCGUUUAUUUCCCGGAGACAUCAACGUUGUUGCUAGCAUUGGAGAUUCAAUGACUACUGCUUUUGCCGCAAGGUCAAAGAGUGUAUUUGAUCUUUUCGUCGAAUUUCGAGGCAUUUCGUGGAGUGCUGGAGGCAAAGGAAAACUUGAAGAAGUAACCACACUGCCGAAUAUCAUAAAAAAGUACAACCCCAUGAUUUCUGGAUUCUCAACCGGAAUGACGCCUGUUUCUAAACGAAAAGACAACGGAUCUGGGAACAAUUUUGCAAAGUCAGGGGCAACAGCUGAGUCUUUGAGUGAACAGGUGGAAGAACUGAUUUCCGUCAUGAAGGAAAAUAGAGAAAUCAGCUUUAAGAAAGACUGGAAGCUUAUAACAGUUUAUAUUGGUACUGAAGAUUUGUGUCUGGCGUGCCAUGAUCAUGAUUUAGGCGCACGUCAUUUCAUCAAAAGAGUAUCACACACACUGGAGAAAAUUCGAGAGAAAAUUCCUCGUGUUCUAGUAAACAUUAUUCAGGUUUUUGACGUUACCAAGUACAAUGCACUAACGGGCUCUUAUUGCCAAGCGUUUCUGAAAGUGUCGUGUCCGUGUGCUGUCGGUGGAUAUCGCCAACGUGCUUUGGUAUCAAGACUUGCUAGCCAGUACUCAAGUUUAUUGAAAAGAUUAGUCGAUUCUCCAAAAUACAGAGAUACCCAAGAUUUUGCAGUUGUCCUGCAGCCGUUUCUGUCUCAUGCCGCACUGCCAAGAAACUCCAUGGGGAGGGAUGAUUAUUCGUACUUCGCGCCAGACUGUUUCCAUCUCUCCGCAAAGGGUCAGGCUGCAAUGGCAACGGCCCUUUGGAAUAGCAUGCUGCAGCCAGUUGGUCUGAAGAUGAAUGCCUUGAAUUUCAACGACAAACUGGGAUGCCCUCGGCCAGAUUUCCCGUUCAUAUUCACUAAAACGAAUUCAAAAGAAUACCUCUCCGCCAGGCCACAAAUGAAUUCAUUAAAAUGGGAUGAGCUAAGCAUGAACAGGGAAAAAGUUUCAGAAAGAGAAUCAAAAGAGAAAGGAGAGGUUGAAAGAGAGGCUGGCCCACAAUCACUUGCAGUAGCCAUUGGAAGUGGCUUCGCAGUGGCAGCAGUUGCAGUUGCUGUUGUGAUAUACGUUAUAAAGAAGAGAAGAGGGAAUAGUCUGCUAGCCGGAGAAGCCACUCGCAAUUACCAAACUCUUGGUGAUGAGACAAGACUCUAAUAGAUUUACUACACAUGUAUGCUUUGAGAAAAGUUUUUCUGCAAACUUUGUUACCUAUAACAUCUAACUUAGUUAAAUCUAAUUUAUACUGUUUGACACUUAAUGUAGCUGUAGUGACAUUUUUGUUUCGAUGUAGUCCAGUUUGAAGAUGUAGCUCUAAUAUUUAGGUUUGCUUUUUCUACAUAAAUUUUUUAACUGUU